UCCUCAGCCAGCCAAAGAGGGGGGUGGGGUAGAGUAGAUCCACCCACCCCCAGCUGUUGAAAUCUACUCGAUCGGCAGGCGAUCGCCGCAGUAGCGGCGGCCACAAGCGCAGAGGCGCGAUGGUUUGCGGCGGCUUCUCCUGCUCCAAGAACUGCCUGUGCGCCCUCAACCUGCUCUAUACGUUGGUGAGCCUGCUGCUGAUUGGAAUCGCAGCAUGGGGCAUUGGUUUUGGCCUCAUCUCCAGCUUUCGGGUGGUCGGAGUAGUCAUUGCUGUGGGGAUAUUUCUCUUCCUGAUUGCUCUGGUGGGGUUGAUCGGCGCCAUCAAACACCACCAGGUGUUGCUCUUCUUCUAUAUGAUUAUUCUCUUGCUAGUGUUCAUUAUACAGUUUUCGGUCUCCUGUGCUUGUUUGACAUUGAACAAGGAACAGCAGAGCAAACUUCUAGAAGUUGGGUGGAACAACACAAACAACGCCAAGCAGGAUAUCGAGAGGAAUCUAAACUGUUGCGGAUUCAAUAAUGUCAGUGAAGCGGACACAUGCUAUGCCAGCUGUGUUAAGCUACAGUCAUGCCACCCAUGUGCACCAAUAAUCAAAGAAUACUCUGGGAUGGUGUUGAGAUUUGUAGGCGGCAUUGGGCUCUUCUUUAGUUUCACGGAGAUCUUGGGUGUGUGGCUCACCUACAGAUACAGGAAUCAGAAGGAUCCUCGGGCAAAUCCUAGUGCAUUUCUUUGACCUGGAAACUUUAUCGGGGGACUGAAUAUUUCUUUUCCUGUGUUUUUAAACAUGAAUUCUCUACCAAUUGGCUACUCUCCACAUCGGCCUUGGCCUUGUGCACUUGAGAUAAGAUGGCCUGCCUACAGCUGCUUCUCAUCUUGGCUUUUCUUGUAUUGCCCCUGGAUUAACUGGCUUGGAAUGUCACCUGUGCCCCUAAUCAGAAUCUGGAUACUCUAGGAAUGCGGGGGGGGGGGGGAGUUCCGUAGGAGUUCUUCUGGUGUUACACUGUCCAACCCUGCAUUCUGGCCUUUGACAAUUGCUUGCUGUUGCCUUCGGUGGGCAAAAAGGAGAAAAGAGAUUUCUGAUCUGUUUCGUCUGCCAGAAAUUCUUUCUGAAAGAUUGGUUUUGAAUGCCCAAAGCUGCGUUAUGAAACCUGAUGUGAAUUAUGACGCUGUUGUUUCCAACUUUGGUAUUAUGGGGUGUU
This is a messenger RNA of Lacerta agilis (Sand lizard), 1197 nucleotides long. RefSeq names its product tetraspanin 13 (gene TSPAN13). Lineage: Eukaryota; Metazoa; Chordata; Lepidosauria; Squamata; Lacertidae. Bases 120 to 731 code for a protein of 203 amino acids. The transcript is spliced from 6 exons. The record is from RefSeq and is a predicted model, not a curated record. Gene Ontology annotation, cellular component: membrane.